Molecule: messenger RNA, 7760 nt
Organism: Acinonyx jubatus (cheetah)
Lineage: Eukaryota; Metazoa; Chordata; Mammalia; Carnivora; Felidae
Gene: TRPV4
Product: transient receptor potential cation channel subfamily V member 4
Exons: 17
Coding region: 189-2804 (871 amino acids)
Biological process (GO): calcium ion import across plasma membrane; actin filament organization; osmosensory signaling pathway
Cellular component (GO): cilium; membrane
Molecular function (GO): protein binding; calcium channel activity
Source: RefSeq, a predicted model, not a curated record
CCCCCCACCCCCCCAGCGGAGGCGGCGAGCGGCGGGGGCGGGGGCAGCCGGGGGCGGCGCGCGGCGCUGGAACCUGAGCCGGGGGAGGAGAGUCGCGCGGCGCGGGCGGGCGGGCGCCGGGCGGCCGGGAUUCAGGAAGCGCCUCGCGGUCCCGGAGGCCGAGCAGCGCAGACGGGUCCCCGGACAGCAUGGCGGAUCCCAGCGGAGGCCCCCACGCAGGGCCCGGGGAGGUGGCUGAGACCCCCGGGGACGAGAGCGGGACCCCCGGGGCUGAGGCCUUCCCGCUCUCUUCUCUGGCCAACCUGUUUGAAGGGGAGGAUGGCUCCCCCUCCCCCUCCCCGGCUGACACCAGCCGCCCCGCUGGGCCAGGUGAUGGGCGACCAAAUCUGCGCAUGAAGUUCCAGGGUGCCUUCCGCAAGGGGGUGCCCAACCCCAUUGACCUGCUGGAGUCCACCCUGUAUGAGUCCUCGGUGGUGCCUGGACCCAAGAAGGCACCCAUGGACUCGCUCUUUGACUAUGGCACCUAUCGUCAUCACCCCAGUGACAACAGGCGGUGGAGGAAGAAGGUCAUCGAGAAGCAGCCGCAGAGCCCCAAAGCUCCUGCACCCCAGCCGCCCCCCAUCCUUAAAGUCUUCAACCGGCCUAUCCUCUUUGACAUCGUGUCCCGGGGCUCUACUACUGACCUGGAUGGGCUGCUUCCCUUCUUGCUGACCCACAAGAAGCGCCUGACUGACGAGGAGUUCCGGGAGCCGUCCACAGGGAAGACCUGUCUGCCCAAGGCCCUGCUGAAUCUGAGCAGUGGCCGUAAUGACACCAUCCCUGUGCUCCUGGACAUCGCCGAGCGGACAGGCAACAUGCGGGAGUUCAUCAACUCACCUUUCCGGGACAUCUACUACCGAGGCCAGACUGCCCUGCACAUCGCCAUCGAGCGCCGCUGCAAACACUACGUGGAGCUCCUGGUGGCCCAAGGAGCUGACGUCCAUGCCCAGGCCCGGGGGCGCUUCUUCCAGCCCAAGGACGAGGGAGGCUAUUUCUACUUUGGCGAGCUGCCCCUGUCGCUGGCCGCCUGCACCAACCAGCCCCACAUCGUCAACUACCUGACAGAGAACCCGCACAAGAAGGCGGACAUGCGGCGGCAGGACUCCCGCGGCAACACGGUGCUGCACGCGCUGGUGGCCAUCGCCGACAACACCCGUGAGAACACCAAGUUCGUCACCAAGAUGUACGACUUGCUGCUGCUCAAGUGUGCCCGCCUCUUCCCCGACAGCAAUCUGGAGGCCGUGCUCAACAACGAUGGGCUCUCGCCCCUCAUGAUGGCCGCCAAGACCGGCAAGAUUGGGGUCUUUCAGCACAUCAUUCGCCGGGAGGUGACAGACGAGGAUACGAGGCACCUGUCCCGCAAGUUCAAGGACUGGGCCUACGGGCCGGUGUAUUCCUCGCUGUAUGACCUCUCCUCCCUGGACACGUGUGGGGAAGAGGCCUCUGUGCUGGAGAUCCUGGUGUAUAACAGCAAGAUCGAGAACCGCCACGAGAUGCUGGCCGUGGAGCCCAUCAAUGAACUGCUGAGGGACAAGUGGCGCAAGUUCGGGGCUGUCUCCUUCUACAUCAACGUGGUCUCCUAUCUGUGCGCCAUGGUCAUCUUCACCCUCACUGCCUACUACCAGCCACUGGAGGGCACUCCUCCGUACCCUUACCGCACCACCGUGGACUACCUGAGGCUGGCGGGCGAGAUCAUCACGCUCUUGACCGGCAUCCUGUUCUUCUUUACCAAUAUCAAAGACUUGUUCAUGAAGAAAUGCCCGGGAGUGAAUUCUCUCUUCAUCGAUGGCUCCUUCCAGCUACUCUACUUCAUCUACUCUGUGCUAGUGAUUGUCUCAGCGGCCCUCUACCUGGCGGGAAUUGAAGCCUACCUGGCUGUCAUGGUCUUUGCCUUGGUCCUGGGCUGGAUGAACGCCCUUUACUUUACCCGCGGGCUGAAGCUGACGGGAACCUAUAGCAUCAUGAUCCAGAAGAUCCUCUUCAAAGACCUUUUCCGCUUCCUGCUGGUCUACUUGCUCUUCAUGAUUGGCUAUGCUUCAGCCCUGGUGUCCCUCCUGAACCCGUGCGCCAACAUGAAGGUGUGCGGCGAGGACCCCACCAACUGCACGGUGCCCACGUACCCGUCCUGCCGUGACAGCGAGACCUUCAGCACCUUCCUCCUGGACCUCUUCAAGCUGACCAUCGGCAUGGGUGACCUGGAGAUGCUGAGCAGCACCAAGUACCCCGUGGUCUUCAUCAUCCUGCUCGUCACUUACAUCAUCCUCACCUUCGUGCUACUUCUCAACAUGCUCAUUGCCCUCAUGGGGGAGACGGUGGGCCAGGUGUCCAAGGAGAGCAAGCACAUCUGGAAGCUGCAGUGGGCCACCACCAUUCUGGACAUCGAGCGUUCCUUCCCCGUGUUCCUGAGGAAGGCCUUCCGCUCUGGUGAGAUGGUGACCGUGGGCAAGAGCUCAGACGGCACCCCAGACCGCAGGUGGUGCUUCAGGGUGGACGAGGUGAACUGGUCUCACUGGAACCAGAACUUGGGCAUCAUCAAUGAGGACCCGGGCAAGAGCGAGAACUACCAGUACUAUGGUUUCUCGCACACCGUGGGCCGGCUCCGGAGGGAUCGGUGGUCCUCGGUGGUGCCGCGCGUGGUGGAGCUGAACAAGAACUCAAACCCAGACGACGUGGUGGUGCCUCUGGACAACAUGGGGACCCCCAGCUGCGACGGCCACCAGCAGAGUUACCCCCCCAAGUGGAGGACAGAUGCUGCUCCCCUCUAGGGGCUGUGGGCAGGGCAGGGUCUCUGGCCUGCCCUCCAGCCCCGUCCCCCCACCCACCUGUUUCUACUCCACCCGCAUUUCAGUGGUGCCUCCCAGGGCAUCCCCCACGUGCUCCCUUGACCCCCAGAGGCGAGGGCCGGGCGGAGAUGAAGGGGAGGCCCCAGGACCCUCUGGUCCCCAGGCUGCCGCCCCCCCCAGCUCUGCCUCCCCACCUGGGCCACCAGGCUCCUGGCUGCCUGUCUUACUCCCAUGGAGUCACAUAAGCCAAUGCCAGGGCCUCUCUGUCCCGGGGGGCCCCGACACCUGCCUCUCCAUUAUUUAUUUGCUCUGCACUCAGGAAAGUGGUGUGAUCCCUGCCCCCAAAUGGAACCUGGGCCGAGGCCUCAGGACCUCAUUCCAGGUCACUGCCGGCCAGCCCCCAGCCCCAGCCGGCGCCCUGGGCUGCGCACAGCACCCUGCGCAGCAGCGGGGUGGCUUUGCUGUGGGGCCGGGGCCCUAGGGCAUGGGGCCGCGCCUGCGGUGUGUUCUGUAAAGGGUCUGGGAUUUGUCGGUGCUCAAUAAAUGCGCAUUCACUGAUGGUGAAGAUGGUAGGGAUGAUGGUGGUGGGGGAGCGGUAAUGGGCGUGGGGAUGACAGUCACGAGGCGGGGGAGCUGAGAGAUGCUGGUGGGGGCGGGGAUGAGAAGGAGGAACAGUAGCAGUGACCAGGGUCGCGCGAGGGUGGCGGUUGGAAGCUGGGCUCUGGGCGGCGGCGGUAGCAUGAGCCUAAGGGACGUGGGCGAGCUGGAGAGGACGGAGACUUGCAGGGAAGGGGCGAGGAGUCACGCGGGCUGAGGGGGGGGGGUGGCGAUCAUGCUGGGCGGGAGAGGAAUGUUAGUAGGGGGAGAGAACGGAGGUGUGGGGAGAGUCAUGUUGGCAGGAAGGAAUAAUGGUGCAAUAGAGCAAUGCCGGCAGGGGAGAGUAAUGUUGGUGAGGGGAAAGUAAUGGUGGAGGAGUGUAAUACUGACGGGGAAGAGUAAUGUUGGUGUGGGAAAGUAAUGAUGAGGAAGAGGAAUGUUGGUGGGAAAGAGUAACAGUGGGAGAGAAAUGUUAGUUGGAAGCGUAAUGUGGGUGAGAAAGAGUGAUGGUGGGGAGAGAAAUAUUGGUGGAAAGUAAUAUUGGGGGGAGAAGUAGGAUUAGUUGGGGAGACUAAUGUUGGAGUGAAGACAAUGAUGAUGGUGGUUCUUUUUUCUCUCUUUAUAAGGGAGGAAACCUUUCCCCGAAUGACCUCCCCUCUUGUAUCAUUGGCCAGAAUAGGGUCAUGUGUCUCUUGCUUCAGCUGGUGGGAAGCAGCAGUGUCCUAAAGCAGAGGGACACUUGGAGAAAGAGUGUCCCCAGCCAGCAAUCCCUCUUGCCUGGGCGGGCCCACUAGGGUCUGCUUGCUACGGGGCUUUUUCCCCCGACGCCCAGCUGCACCUCAGCGGCUUUCUUCCAUCACUUGCCAAUCUCUGUAACAGAGAAAGCCUGAGGCUCAGGACCUCUGAAAGGCAGAGCUGGCGCCGGGGAUGGCAUUGGCUUCCCCUAGCCCACGGGGACCGAGAAUGGGGGACGCUUACCGCGGAAAGUUGCAAGGUUGGUACCUGUGCUAGACUGUGUCCACGGCCCCAAUUCCCCACUCUUCCCUUUGUCCGUGCCUUUGCGAGAUAACCUCAUGGUGUUCUCCCACUGUGGGCAAAGCGUAAUUUUGCAUCCCCGGCUUGGCUGUGAGAUCUGUUUUAAUCACCGCAUGCCAGUGGACAUGCCUGGGCUAGCCCCCCCGGGGAGGAGGAUGGGAGGAGAUCUGUGGAGCCUGGGUGAGAUCAGAGGAACCCCAAAGAUGCAUGAGAAGAAUGGGGUUUUUUAUGCCGAUGAGUUUUUGUGAUUUAAACAUCGCAAGCAUCGAUGUUAUGGCAAUAGCUAGCGGAUGCAGACUGUCCACUUGCGCCCCACGUUUUAGAUGAGGAACCCCAGGCUCAGAGAGGUGAAGACUCUUGCCCAGGGCACCUGGCUGGGGAUUUGAACCCAGGUGUUCUGUGCCCGCAGAGCCCAUCCUGGAGAGAAAACACUGAUCCCUGAGGGUGAGAGGUGACAAGGCCAGGUCACUUUUGCCCUGAAGACCCUGGCUGUCGCCUGCUGUCUUGGCUGAGCCCUGAGACUGUCGGCUCCCAUUUAGAACCCUCUCUCUCUUUGAACAUACCCCUAACUUUAUUCCAACCCGGAUUUCUUAUUAUGUGCGUGUAUGUGUAUUUAAUAAUGAUAAAGCACUUGUAUGUCAUAUUUGACAGGAGAGCUUUUUUCAUCUCAAGUUUAAAGCACUACUGGGAAAUAAUUAGUGCUACCAGAGUCAAAAACAAUGGGACCCCAUCAGAAAAGACAGUCUCAGAAACUCUCAGAUCUUAAUUGAACAAUUACCUCUUAUGCCUAUGAAUACUUCAUUAUUACAUGCCCUGUUAUUAUUAGCUGUUAUUAUUGUUUUAGAUGAAUGCUGGGGAUUUUUUAAAAAUCAAAAGCCAUUUUCAACCACACUGUUCAUCUCUCCGGAACGCACGCGUCUGACAUUUCCGAAUGCAAUGAUGCCGUAGCCGGCAGUCUCCACGCCUCGCCCAGACGACCGUGUGUUCUGAUCGUUUCAGUUGUUUGGACGGAGCCAUUAAAUACUCCAGGCCCCUGUUCCUACUGUUAUCAAUUUUUGGCUCCCUGGUGAAAGCAUUCGCAUGAGAAUCAAGCAGCCCCUACCUUUUAUUUUCUAGGAGUUCAAAGCCACCGUGGACAAUGGGGAGAUCUUUGUUCGCCCAAGCUUAUGAGUUGAAGAGUAGGGGUAGUGGUGGAGGCAGAGGACGGGAUGGAAGGGGUGCUGGCAGCGGAGACCCAAGCCCAGGGAGGGAGAGCGGGCUCGGCAUCUUCUGGUCUCAGGGGGAAUCCCAGAAAGGAGGAAGCAGGUGAACACGGAGUGUUAGGUGUUGUGCUCAGGGUUCUGCAUUCACGUCUCAGGAACCAUGUUUGGGAACUGACAGACAGGUGUUUGGUGCAUUUCCAGAAGUCACAUGCCCUCUUCUUUCUCCACAGCACCUGUUUAGUUCAGAGUUUCUUCACUCUGUUCUUCCGGUCAUGCGCUCCCCUGAGCCAACCACUGUGACUCUGUUUCCCUUACUAGGGAUUGGUAGAGGAAUGGCCAUGUGAACCAGUUCUGACCUAUAAGACAGAAGUCUGCUGAAGGAAGAGGGGGCUUCUGGGAAAAUGAGGGCAAUCCAGGAAGACACUGUCUUCUCCUUUGCUGGGCACUCUCAGGUCUGUGAUGCGAUGCCUGGAACUGCAGCACCCAUUUUGUGACCAUAAAGGGGUUUAGUGGAAUAGAAGGAUGAGAAAGGGUCUUCGAUGAUACCGUCGAGCUGCUGAAUUAACCAACCCUGGGGCCGCCCUACCUUAAGGCUUCUUAUGAUUCAGAUGAUCAUUUUUCUUUUUCAUUUAACAACCGAGUCAGGGUUUCUUGAUACUUUGCCCAAAUCAGAAUACAUUUUUAUCACAAUUUUACAGAUGAAGAAAGUGAGACCCCAUGAAGUGAACACCCUUGCCUAAGAACACGCAGCUUAGAUGUGGUGGAGUCAGGAUUUGCCCUCUCUGUCUUAGGAGGAGAACCCUUCUAGGAGGUUGGCGGGAUUUUUUUUUUUUCCUUAGUGUUUUGGCCUUUCCAGAGCAUGUGCACAUUCCAUUUCUCCAUGGUAACAUCUGUGAUGGCUUCUAGCAGGAAAGGACAGAGGAGUUUGGGUGGAAGUGGGUCUUGAAUCCAGGUGCCUAGAUCCAGGUGCUCAGUGACAUCAGAGAGGCCCGCUUGCUCUUAGCCCCCCUCGGUUUGGGACGCAUCCACUGGAUCCCACACAGCAGCCUUUGGCUGGAGCAGGGUGGGACUGCGGAUCCUGAAGAUUGGCCACCAGGGGCCGCUGUAGUCACACCCGGGGGCCUCCUCAGAGGAGGCCAGAGGGAACUUGGAAGCAGCCAAUUUAUUUGGAAAGAACCCCUAGCUGAGCUCCCCAUUGGGUAUGUCCCCAGGCUGUAAGACUCGGGAAGUCCCGCACCUCCCAACAACGAGAGAAGGAGAGAAGGUGGCCCAGAUCUGCCUGGGGAGAGUCUAGACCUAGCUGCUGUGUGCCCUCAGGCAAGUUGCCUUCCCUCUCUGAACCUCACUUCUGUCAUUUUCAAAAUAGGGGUACUCACUCCCACUUGUCGAAUGAAGUCUUCCCCUCUCUUCUUGGGGGUCCUUUCCCCUCUUUGGGCCUAGCUCAACACGGUGGACAAAGACCAACUAGGAUGUGGUGGCCCCAGAAUUGAGGCCCAAUGACUCCAGGCCAGGGUUGGAUUCCAGCCGUUGCUCUGCCACAAAUUCAUUAGGAGUCUUUGUGCUGCAACCGGGGAAACUGAGAUCCGCACAUCACCAGAGAGAAGGACUUACUCAGUUUCCCUAAAUGCAGUACAAGAGGUAGGACUCAGUAUUUCCUGAAGUAUUUGUUCUUUGGGAUAUUAGUGGAUAGAAACAAAAACUUAGGUAAUCAAAAAAGUUAGGGAGGGCACCUGGACAGCUCAGUCGGUUAAGCGUCAGACUCUUGGUUUUUGGCUCAGGCUCACAGUUCAUGAGUUCGAGCCCCGUGUUGGGCUCCACGCUGACCGUUCGAGCCUGCUUGGGAUUCUGUGUCUCUGCUUCUCCCUUGCUCGCGAAUGCGACUCUCUCCCUCUCUCUCAAAAAUAAAUAGGGGCUCGUGGGUGGCUCAGUCAGUUGAACAUCCAACUUCAGCUCAGGUCAUGGUCUCACAGUUUGUGGGUUCGAGCCCUGCGUCGGGCUCUGUGCUGACAGCUCAGAGCCCGGAGCCUGCUUCAGAAUCUGUGUCUCCCUCUCUCUCUCUGCCCCUCCCCUGCGCAUGCUCAGUCUCUCUCUCUCUCUCUCUCUC